Molecule: messenger RNA, 570 nt
Organism: Kluyveromyces marxianus DMKU3-1042
Lineage: Eukaryota; Fungi; Ascomycota; Saccharomycetes; Saccharomycetales; Saccharomycetaceae
Gene: RET3
Product: coatomer subunit zeta
Exons: 1
Coding region: 1-570 (189 amino acids)
Biological process (GO): intra-Golgi vesicle-mediated transport; intracellular protein transport; retrograde vesicle-mediated transport, Golgi to endoplasmic reticulum
Cellular component (GO): COPI vesicle coat
Source: RefSeq, a predicted model, not a curated record
AUGGUAAAUUUAUCUUUGUUCACGGUUAAGGCUGUAAUAAUUUUAGAUGGAGAAGGGAAAAGAUUAUACUCUAAGUAUUUCCAUGCACCACAUGAACCUACAUCACCUGACUCUCUUGCAGGAAGUUCGAAGAAGCAAAAGGAGUUUGAAUCAAAUCUAUUCAACAAGACGCACGGUCAAAACGCAGAUAUAAUGGUAUUAAACGACCAUUUGGUUCUAUACAGGGAAUAUGUUGACGUGUCUUUGUACUUGAUUGGUGGAAUUGAUGAAAACGAACUUGUUUUGCAAGAGGCCUUCAAUGGGUUGAAGGACGCUUUGGAAUUGAUCUUAGACACAGGGAUCGACAAAAGAAAUAUCCAAGAACAUUAUGAUAUGGUUGUUCUAGCUGUUGAUGAAUUCAUCGAUGACGGAAUCAUCCUAGAGACAGAUCCAGCCACUAUUGCUUCCAGAGUAACGAAACCUCCUUCCAAGGAUAUUCCUCUAAACAUAGAGCUCAGCGAAAAGGGGUUGUUGAGUGCAUGGGGAUUCGCUAAGAGCAAAUUGGCUGAAAGAUUACAGCAGGGCUUGUAG